AUGCAGAACGCAGGCGCCGGCAGCGCGGAGGGCGGCGCGGGAGGCCAAGCUGACCGCGGGGCUCCGGGAGGCGCGGUCCCGGAGGCAGCUGCCGCCGAUGACCUUCCCCAGGUCGCGCAGGCACCGCACGCCCCCGGGCCGGGCGGAGACGCCGAGCCCGCGGCCACAGGCCCCGGCAGCCGACUGCACGAAUUCUCCCUCACCGUGCCUUUCCGAUCGCCCCUGGAGGCGGAGAUCGCCCGUGGCUCCCUGGCCCCAGAUGCUGAACCUCACCGAGGGGUGGUUCAUAAGGAGCUCACACUGAACGGUAGUGUCCUGGCUGUCCACUGGACUGCCGAAGACCCUCGCCUACUCCGGAUUUCCAUCAUCAACUUCCUCGACCAGCUUUCCAUGGUGGUGCGGACCAUGCAGCGCUUCGGGCCCCCUGUUUUCCGCUAAGCCUUGGCCAGGAACAGGGGGCUGAGGCCUGGGCUUGUGUCCCCUCCUGGGCAGUGGUCCCCCCCCCCCCGCCCCGGGCAUUGGUUCCUGGAGUAGUUGCCACUUUCUGAUUGUGCCAGUCUAACGGUAUGCCUGCAUUGGCCCUUGGGCACUCUCUGCCCACUUGUUUUGUUUCCUUGUGGCUGGAAGGGGAGGGGGAUGUGCUUAAAUGUUUGUCACUGCAGAAAAUAAAACUGAGCUUCUA
Molecule: messenger RNA, 682 nt
Organism: Loxodonta africana (African savanna elephant)
Lineage: Eukaryota; Metazoa; Chordata; Mammalia; Proboscidea; Elephantidae
Gene: LAGE3
Product: L antigen family member 3
Exons: 3
Coding region: 1-438 (145 amino acids)
Cellular component (GO): EKC/KEOPS complex
Source: RefSeq, a predicted model, not a curated record